Molecule: messenger RNA, 1794 nt
Organism: Torulaspora delbrueckii
Lineage: Eukaryota; Fungi; Ascomycota; Saccharomycetes; Saccharomycetales; Saccharomycetaceae
Gene: MOT2
Product: CCR4-NOT core ubiquitin-protein ligase subunit MOT2
Exons: 1
Coding region: 1-1794 (597 amino acids)
Biological process (GO): protein ubiquitination
Cellular component (GO): CCR4-NOT complex
Molecular function (GO): ubiquitin-protein transferase activity; metal ion binding; RNA binding
Source: RefSeq, a predicted model, not a curated record
AUGACUUUGAACCCACACGUGCACGAUAACCUCAAGGCCAUUCAACAGGCAUUGAGUAACUAUGAUAUGUCGUUCCUAUCGGAUGAUGAAGAAGAUUUUUGUCCAUUAUGUCUUGAACCAAUGGAUAUCACAGAUAAGAAUUUCAAACCGUGUCCCUGUGGCUACCAGAUAUGUCAGUUUUGUUACAACAAUAUAAGACAGAAUGAAGAGCUAAACGGUCGUUGUCCUGCGUGUCGUCGUAAAUAUGAUGACGAGUGUGUAGAAUACGUCGUACUGUCGCCAGAAGAACUCAAAUUGGAGAGGGAGAAACAAUCUAGAAAGGAAUGGGAAAGGAAACAACGUGAUAAAGAGCGUAAGGAAAACGAGUAUGCCAAUAGAAAACAUUUGGCCGGAAUGAGAGUGAUUCAAAAAAAUUUGGUCUACGUUGUGGGUAUUAAUCCACCUGUGCCAUACGAAGAAGUCGCAUCUUUGCUGAAAUCUGACAAGUAUUUUGGCCAAUACGGUAAGAUAAACAAGAUUGUGGUCAAUAGGAAGAAUCCACACUCUAGCGCUAAUGAUCAUUAUCAUGCAAAUAUGAAUAAUAUCGUACCUGGAUACGGUGUUUAUAUCACGUUCUCUAAGAAAGAGGAUGCCGCCAAGUGUAUCGCCCAGGUCGAUGGUACUUAUAUGGAUGGCCGGUUGGUUAAGGCAGCAUAUGGUACUACGAAAUAUUGUUCCUCUUAUCUAAGAGGGUUACCAUGUCCAAACCCAAAUUGUAUGUUUUUACAUGAACCAGGCGAAGAAGCUGACUCUUUCAAUAGAAGAGAGUUGAAUAACAAACAACAGGCUGUGCCAGCACAUCAAGCUUUGCCACAACAAACUCGUUCCCAUGUUACAAGUAACGUAUACAAAAGCACUUCAACGGGGAGUGCAGUCAACGGAUCAGGUCAUUUCUCGGGAACUCCAUCACCAGCUCCUGCAAAGGUUCAAUUGCAUCACGAUCAUCAUCAAAAUGGGACGGGUUCUUUGACACCAGUGCUGAUUCCAGCACCAGUACCAACUGGAUCAAAUCCUUGGGGGGUUACUCAACCAGCUACACCAAUUGCUUCCAUCAAUCUAUCCAAAAACAGCAGUGCUCAUAAUUUACCCACUUUGAGUCACUCUUUAAAUCAAAGCUCAUCACAGACUCAACAGGAACAAACUACUGGUGGUGGUCACAAGAAGAAACAUCAAAACUCCAAUGAUAAAGAAUUUAUUGAUCCUUAUGAUUCCCUAGGGAGUGCAGUGAGGUUUUUAGACGCCAGAAUUACUUCUCUUUCCGAGUACAAGAACCAAGAUAUUCAUUUGAAAUCGGAUCUGAUCGACGAGGAAACUUACCAAAGAUAUCCAUCUCUCUUCUCUUGGGACAAGAUUGAGGUCUCGGAAGAAAGUGAUGGAGAUCUGACCAGAAAAUUAGUCGAUAUCUUGGCAAUAAAUCCAGUUGAUUAUUCGGCAUCUGUCAUCUCUUUUUUGCAAAAUGCUAGCGCUAGCGCCAGUGCCAAUCCAAAUGCUUAUACCCCAAUACCGCAGCACAUCAUGCCACAACAAGUGGCUCAAGCUUCUCAACGUCCACUGAAGGUCAAUACUCCUCCUCCACCGGGAAUGUUCACUCCACAUCAGGCUGCCAUGCAACAGCAACAACAGCCACAACAACAACAACAACAACAACAACAACAGCAGCAGCAGCCACCAAAAGGCGAUAACGGUGGCGCAACCUACUCGACUGAUUUUUUGAAUCAAUUAAUCAAUGGUAGAAGAGUCGCAGCCAGCAACUAA